CUGUCUCUGAGGCCAAGGUGAAACGGGAAGUCAUGUGCAGUAGGUACUGCAGGAAUGCUGGUCCCCAGGGCGACCCAGCUGCCUGGGGCCACAGAGAAAGGCCUGGGUUCGGGCAGCUUGUCCUGAUCACAAAGUGGGCAGUUUGUCCAGAGAUCUAUCUGUCCCUUGCCCGGAGAGAGUGGGACAGGAAGAAAUGUGCCCAUAUUCAUUCCUCCCAAGGGAACACGGGAGUCCCUUUCAUGUCCCCAUUUGUCUCAGAACAGUGCCGAUUUCUUACCACAUUGUUCUUUAUUAGCAGAGACUUCAUGGGUAACAGGUUGGUUCUUAGAGACUCAGCAGGAGAACGUUCUUCCGGGAGCCCUCAACCCAGUGUGUGACUUGUGCCCACCCUGCCCUCCCAGGCCUCUGAUGCCUGGCUCCAGGUGGUGGAUGAGCUGCUUGGCAUUGCAGCACCAGGGGAAACCGUCACCCCAGCCUGUUCUGAGCGUGAUGGUGAAGUCAGAGGGGUUAACACUCUGGCCCAAACCUGUGUUUAAGAUGGUGCAGGGCCACAGAGGUGUCCUGCGGGGUGCAGCAGGCCGUGUCAUUGAAAGCUCUGAAAGGUUUGCCAGCACUGGAGGGGUUAAGAGUAGCUGGAAGCCUCCUCCGUUGGAGCCCCAGCUCUGCCACUUGUUGGCUGAGUAAAGCUGAGUGGGUUAGUUCAGCCCCCUGCUGUCCCCUCCUUCUCUGUGACCCCAGGAGAAUAAUGUGCUGGCCCCAGGUGGAGUGUGGGGGCUAAAUGAGGGGAGAUGGGAAGAAGCCCUAGGAUGGGGCCUGUGUCUGGAGCGCACCAUGUAGGUGUUCAUCAUCACUGCAUCGCGUCCUUUGCCUCCCGUAUGGUCCCCACAAAGCCAGGACCUCGCUCAGUGUCCUCAGGCACAGGGCCUGAGUGUUGAAGCUGGACAGACCCAAGUUUGAUUGUCAGCCAUCUGCUAGCUUUGAGACCACAGUUUCGUUGUCCUUAUCUGUGAAGCGGGCUAAGUGACGUCUCCUGCCCACAUAGUUGUGGAAUGAAAGGAGGCUGCAUGUGGAAGUCCUUUAGCUUGGUUCCAGGGCCACGGUCUGGGCUCCAAAAUGAUCACUUAGCAUCUAGCCAAGAGCCCCACUGCAGAUGAAUCCGCCAAGAGCCCCACUGCAGAUGAAUCCCCCAAGGGCUGCGGUCUCUUCGGCGAUGGAGGCAAGCAGGCAGACCCGAGUGUCUCGGCCAUACAGGAUCAGCGAGUCGUCAAAGGUGUACCACUGGGCCGACCACCCCACCACGGUGCUGCAGCGGCUGAAUGAGCAGCGGCUCCGAGGCCUCUUCUGUGAUGUGGUGCUGGUGGCCGAGGAGCAGCGCGUGCCUGCUCACCGAAACCUGCUGGCUGUGUGCAGCGACUACUUCAACUCCAUGUUCACGCUGGGCAUGCGCGAGGCCUUUGAGAAGGAGGUGGUGCUGGUAGGUGCCUCACCCAUCGGGCUCAAGGCCGUGGUGGACUUCCUGUACGGCGGUGAGCUGGUGCUGGAUGGUGGCAACAUCGACCACGUGCUGGAAACGGCGCACCUGCUGCAGAUCUGGACGGCGGUGGACUUCUGCUGCGAGUACCUGGAGCAGGAGGUGAGCGAGGACAACUACCUGUACCUGCAGGAGCUGGCCUCCAUCUACAGCCUCAAGCGGCUGGACGCCUUCAUCGAUGGCUUUGUGCUGAGCCGCUUUGGCACCCUGUCCUUCACGCCCGACUUCCUGCAGAGCGUGUCCAUGCAGAAGCUGUGCCUGUACCUGAGCAGCAGCCAGGUGCAGCGCGAGUGUGAGCACGACCUGCUGCAGGCGGCCCUGCAGUGGCUGACACAGCAGCCAGAGCGCGAGGCGCACGCCCGCUGCGUGCUCGAGAACAUCCGCUUCCCGCUCAUCCCCAAGGGCGACCUGCUGCACCGCGUCAAGCCGGCUGUCUGCGCACUGCUGCCCCGCGAGGCCGGCUGCGAGGACUUUGUGGAGGAGGCCGUGCGCUACCACAGCAGCCUGGCGGCGCAGCCCAUCCUGCAGACGGCGCGAACCGCACUGCGCACGGACGGCGAGCGCCUGCUGUUUGUGGGCGGCGAGGUCUCCGAGCGGUGUCUGGAGCUCAGCGACGACACCUGCUACCUGGACUCCAAGAGUGAGCAGUGGGUCAAGGAGACGCCACUGCCAGCCCGGCGGAGCCACCACUGCGUUGCCGUGCUGGGCGGCUUCAUCUUCAUCGCAGGUGGCAGCUUCUCCCGGGACAACGGAGGGGACGCGGCCUCCAGCCUGCUUUAUAGGUAUGACCCCCGCUGUAAACAGUGGAUCAAGGUGGCCUCCAUGAACCAGCGCCGUGUGGAUUUCUACCUGGCCUCCAUCCAAGACAUGCUGGUGGCCGUUGGUGGCCGGAAUGAAAACGGAGCGCUGUCUUCCGUAGAGACCUACAGUCCCAAGACCGACUCCUGGUCCUACGUGGCCGGCCUGCCCAGGUUCACCUAUGGCCACGCGGGCACCAUCUACAAAGACUUCGUGUACAUCUCGGGCGGCCACGACUACCAGAUCGGUCCGUACCGCAAGAACCUGCUGUGCUAUGACCACCGCACAGACGUGUGGGAGGAGCGGCGGCCCAUGACCACGGCGCGCGGCUGGCACAGCAUGUGCAGCCUGGGCGACAGCAUCUUCUCCAUCGGCGGCAGUGACGACGACGUGGAGUCCAUGGAGCGCUUCGACGUGCUGGGCGUGGAGGCCUACAGCCCUCAGUGCGACCAGUGGACGCGCGUGGCGCCGCUGCUGCAUGCCAACAGUGAGUCGGGUGUGGCUGUGUGGCAGGGCCGCAUCUACAUCCUCGGCGGCUACAGCUGGGAGAACACGGCCUUCGCCAAGACUGUGCAGGUGUACGACCGCGAGGCCGACAAGUGGAGCCGCGGGCCCGACCUGCCCAAGGCCAUCGCCGGCGUGUCCGCCUGCGUGUGCGCCCUCAGGCCGCGGCCGGAGAACAAGAAGAAGAAGGGCAAGGGCAGGCGGCUGCAGGACUGCGGCCAGUGACCAAGCCGCCUCCCGCACCCCGGUGUCUCCCGAGCGCCCCGGACGCGCCCACGCUCCUCACCAGCUUCUGUUUACUUCUGUGACUUUUGCUAUUUCUACGCCGUCACAGCCAUCAGUCACAUGGACUUCAUGCCGUGUCCUGCUUGAGCAGUCACACCGGGACCCAGGCAGUCAACACCCUGGGCGGCCGCCUUCCACCAUGGCCGGCGCACGCGGGCUCCUGGCCACCCCGGGAGUAGCUUGCACCUGAGGGAUGCAGUAGUUUCUGUAGUGAGACUCGGGGCCUUGGGGGAACACGUCAUUUUGGCUUUGAAAAGUAAGAUUCCUGGGCUCCACCUCAGAAGUGUCAGGUAUGAAACCACCGGGGAAAGAGCCAGGCAUGGCAGCACACACCUGUAAUCCCGGCACCCAGGAGGCUGAGGCAGGAGGAUCGCCACACAUCCAAGUUCAACCUGAACUACAUAGUGAGUUCACAACCAGCCUGAACUCAUAGGGAGACCCUGUCUCAAAAAACCCAGAAUAAGUAAAACUUCAGGGAAGCCCCAAGACUGUAUUUCCGCCGGUUUCUUGAGCUCGGAGCACUGGCCAUGUUUGGCAGCCGCUGACAAGGCCGUAAGCAAGGACCCAGACCUGGUGGACAGUCGGAGGUAGGACAGGGACUUCCCUCAGGGCGCUGCUGCUGCUGCUUCUGAACGGUCCUUUUUUCGCGGCUAGGAAUCUUUCUGAAUUCUAAAAGGUAACAGGCAACCAAGAAGGGAAGAGGGAAGUGACACGAAGCUCUUUACAAACCUGAGACUGUAACGUGUGCUUUCACUUGUCCCUGUCCCUAACCUACUCACACCACGGUACGGAGCUCCCCACUCGACAUUUACUUCUCAGGAAAGGAAGAGUCCAUGUGGCGCCCCCUGGCUGCAGCCCCCAGAGCCGUGAGGGCUCUGCCCACUGGAACAGGCUGGGCCCACAGGGUGGCCGGCGUCCUGGGCCUGUACCUGCUGCUGAGCGCUGCUGAGCACAGGGCAGACUCCUCAGCCAGCCUUCCUGUGUCGCUCCUUCCCUAAGCGACAGGGUCAGGGCCGAUGGCCGCCGGGCUCCUCCAGGUGACGGCGUCCCUCCCUCUGCGUCGGCUCUGUUGCCGAUGGCAGCUGCACCGCCUACAGAGCGGGCCUCCCCGCCCACCGCCCCUCCCAAGCACCCUGGACCGCGGUGAGAGGCCCCCGACUGACUGGGCACAACACGAGAGCCACGGGGAGGGGGAUCGGCUCAGUCCUGAGCGGUGACCUGUACCUCAGCGGAGUCUGCUCACAGGAGAAGAUUCGUGGUGAGCGCUGACACCCGAAGAAGCAAAGCCGCUUCCUCUUCCCCUGCUCCUCUGUCCCCCGCGGGGCUCGCUCGGUUUGGAUCCUCUGCUGCUCCCUAAGCCAGAAGGGCAGCUGGGGAGACGAAAGCCUCCGUGCACACUGUCGCUGGUGGGGUGAGCAGCGUGUGGGAACCUGUGUCCCCUGCGUGUGGCGGCCCCCAGAGGCUUAGGGACCGCAGUGAGGCUCCGUGCGGCCGGGUGUGUCAAAGGCUCUGAGAAGGCCUGUGUUCACUGCUGGCUGCCUCGCCAGCCUUUCCAAAGGCCCAGCCUGCGCAGUUCAUUUCAUCCCUAGUCCCAGACCUCCGUGAAAGGUGUUCCGGAGAGAUUGGACGGCCUGGAGCCCAGCAGAGGGUGCUGUGGUCAGGCCGUUCACACAGGGUGGCCCUGGCCCCAGGAGAGGCGAGCCCCGAGCUUCAGCCUCACCCGUCCUCCCCAUUUUGCUGCUGGGCCUUGCCUGGGGCAGCUCUGGCCGGCUCCUGAGUCUCUGGUGCCUUGUGGGAGAGGCAGCUUGCGGGCCAUGAAUGUGGCUGGUGAUGGGUCAGCUCUGCUACUGGGGCUUCGGAACUGGAAACCCACUGCACUGUGCCAUCUGGCCGGGGCGAAAUGGUGGGCAGAGUGGUGGCAGGGCAGAAGUGGAUGGCCUUUGGGAAGAGGUUGGGCCACGGUGGCAGCCAACUGGUCUGAAUGAAAACAGCAUGCCACUUUUGGGUUAGACUGUCCAUAGUCCCAGCACUCGGGAGGCUGAGGCAGGAGGGUCGCUUAGGGUUGGAGGCCAGCAUGGGCUGUGUAGUGAGUUCAAGGCUGGCCUGAACUACACAGCGAGACCCUGUCUCCACAACAACAACAAAAUAACCUGUCCGUGCUCUGGGGUUCUUGGAGCUUUGAGAACACCUGGAUUGUUUUUCCUCAAUCUUUCAAAAUCAGGAUGGCUUUUAUUCAGGUUUUGCUUGCUCUUUUUUUUUAAGAAUUAAGAGUACCAGCUUUGUAUUAGUUGUGGGCUUGGUCCUCACCUAAGUUAGGACCCUGUUUGCAUAAGACAUAAACGUGAUAAUAAAAGGGACAGGGAAUGGAAAGCUGAAGGGGGCUGGUUGUCCGCAGGGAUCUGCUGCUUCAAAUAUGUAUCAAGGGCCAGAUGCGGUAGCACGCACCUGUAGUCCCAGCUACGCAGGAGGCUGAGGCAGAACGAUCUGCCUGAGCCCAGGGGUUUGGGGUCAGCCUGGGCAACAUAGCAGGAACCACCCCCCAGAAGCGCUCACCUGGCAGUUCCAACAUUCUGCCCUUUUAUCAAGGCUCCCACCCGGGCCUUUGAGGCCUGGAUUUAGGCAGAGCCACAGGUGUGUAUCUGUAUUCCAAAUGCUCGGCCUCCCCUGAACCAUUCAGUGACCUCUGGGGAAUUUGCAGGGACUCCAGAAGCUAACUCUGAGUUUGGGGUGUGAAGGCAAACGCCAGGGGGCAGUGGUAUCCAUCCUCUGAGGCCCAGGGCUCUGCCCUGAGUUUGAGGGAAUUAACUGGUGGUUCCAGGUGCCCGGCCCUAAGCCAAGAGGGACCUUUCAGCGACAUGCAGCGGUGGCCAGGCCUCCUGGUGUCUCCUGCAUGCUGCUGCCCACAGGACAGUGGCUGGCAUCGGGCCCCAGCUGAAUCUUCUGCAGCAUACGUGGGGUAGCUGCAUAGAUGCCUAGACACCUGACCCUGCAUCUGCCACACCUGGCUGUUUUUAGAGUUUUUUGAAAUGUUUUGAUACUUUUUGAUACAAUUUGCUAAUCACCAUUUUGUAGUCGCCUGCCAGGGGCCCCACCUCACCCCCUACCUGCCUGCACCCCAGGCUUGUCUGGAUGAGCAGUGUCCUGUGGCCUUGGCUUCAGGCAUCUCUGUGACUGAGUCUGUCCUAGGCCUGGUGGCCCAGAGGACAUGGGACCCCCCCUUCUGAGGGCCCACCCGUGGGCUGCCCACGUGUCCCUGUCUCUUGUGGGCCAUUUCUCCAUACGUGUAUGGCCGGGCCUGGUCUGUUCCCGUCUGCCUUUCUUUUAAAUAAAAGCGGCGAACCCCCUGGCACGUGAGAGACACACUGUCCUCAGCAGGAGGGGUUGUUCAUUUCUUUUUGUUUACAUGGAUAAAAUCAAUGGUUUCUGAGGGGGCUGCGGAUGUCAAGAAAUUCUCCUUCGCUUGCCUUAAAGAGUUGAAUGAGGGGCUGGAGAUUUAGCUCAGUAGUUCUGGCACCUGUCUCCCAAGCGCAAGGUUCCGAGUUUGAUCCCUGGUACCAAAAAAACCAAACUUGAAUGAAUGUACCCAUCUCUGGUGUAGGGACAGACAGAAUGUGCUCUUCCCUGUCAGCUCUCUAAGAAGAGCAACGCCAGCUUGUGGAAGUUACUGGAAAGCCGUGGUCCAGGUUUCUUCGUAAGCAAAGGAGAGUUAGAUCCUUUGGUUUAAUCAUCAGCCACCGUCCCUUUCUAAAUUAGUUAAUUUGAUGAUUAAGUAACUCAUUGUUUAUGUUCUGGUUACUAAUGUCACUGAAAUCUGGAAUUUCCAUUUAAUUUGUUGCUUUGUUGUAUUUGUAAUUUUAUGACAUUCAGAGUUUUUUUGUUUUCCUCUUUUAAUUAAUUUUCUGCACAAUGCUUUUUUUUUCUUUGAUUUUAAUUACAUACAGAAUAUUCAAUUCUUGCAAACACAUUAAAAUAAUGUGCCUGCUAGGG
Heterocephalus glaber (naked mole-rat) is the source of this 7105-nucleotide messenger RNA. The record is from RefSeq and is a predicted model, not a curated record. Lineage: Eukaryota; Metazoa; Chordata; Mammalia; Rodentia; Bathyergidae.